Messenger RNA from Dimorphilus gyrociliatus, 1760 nucleotides. The record is from the annotation of a GenBank genome assembly. Lineage: Eukaryota; Metazoa; Annelida; Polychaeta; Dinophilidae.
AAUCAAUACAUUAAAGCCGGUUGGAGCGUUUCAAGAAAGUUUUAAGAAUUUAAAAAAAGUUGAAAAGAAGAUGGAAGAAAAUGUCUCGGCCCUAUAGCGCCGUACAAGCAACUGGACAACGUUCCACUUACAGCAUUAGACGCACAGAGUCCAAUCCCCAACUGUAUGAAGAGAGAAAACCUCUAAAAGUUCUCAAUUUAGGAAUUCAAUUCACACCUCCGCUCUCAAAUGGAGUACGACCGCACGGAGGUCACCGAGGGACAAGAGGCUCUCCGCCUAGCCGAUAUUCUGUAAAUAAAGAUUCCGACUAUCAUCAUCGUUUAAAACUAAUGAAGGAAGCUGAACGCGUUUCACCGCCAAGCCCGCCACCAUCAACUCCAGCUCGUCCGUCCACUAGUCCAGCCUGGGCCUUAAGAGUUGUUAGGGAGCAUAGUAAAGCAGCUGAAUCUCCUUUAUUUACAAAAGGACUAUUAUCGCCAAAAGCUACUGAUACGCAACCUGUUAAACAAACAAGGGGAUUUUCUCCAUCGACAAAACGACAAUAUUAUAGACCGAAUACCGCUCACGAAUAUCUCCCAGCAAGCGGCAAUGGUAAUAAAGAAAACGACCAUCUUGGAAGACCAACAAGAACAACCACCUUCGACACCUCGGAUGGCGAAAGCAUGCAUGCAUUCCUUAUUGGUGCAAGAUAUAACAGGGCUCAUUUUGUCGACUUUAAAAGUUUCUCUCAUCAUGGCGUUUAUAUGCCAAGAGAUAAUCCACAGAGUUGUUUCGUCCAUAGACCAAAGUCUGCUGUUUCCCUUAGAACGGAGAAACGGUCGGAAGCCCCACCGUCAAGUCCUUGUGAAAUCAGUACAUCCAACUCGCAAUAUUCCUCACCGCCUACUCCUUCACCGCCAUCACCUAUUCCUCUUCAUCGGGAAAAUGGUAUAUCACCUCCCCCUUCUACGCCCCGUUUCGAUGAGGAUCAAAAGGUAAAAAACUUUAACCCAACGGUUGAAAAGCUAUCAAGGUCAGAAAGUGCCCCCGCCAAGAGUCCUGAGCCAUUAGAUAAUCUCAUUGUUAUGAACAAGGGAUUGAACGUGAUAGGUCGGCCUUUUAAGGGAACAACUGCUACGAACAUUUCCAUACCAGGUUCUCAGCCUUUUUUAGAGGAGACUGCCGUGCCAGAAAUUACCACCAGCGUUAGACAAAACGUUCAUUUGGCACGGCAAUCAAGCAAGACCGAAUCACCUAGAUUAAAGAAUAUCGAGUUAGAUGCUUUACAAGUAGUCGGCAUCAGUAAAUCACCAAUCAACGUCCCGACCACCGCGGAGUAUAUUGAACUAGAGACUAAUACAGUCAGAACUCAAAAUCGAUUGGACAAUAAUCCCUCUAAGUCUAAAUCUGAAAACGUCUUGUUUUUUGUCACUGAAACAACGGACGAAAAUGCUGAAAAGGACAAAUCUACUUUAGCUAUAGAAGGAGUUGUUGUUCAAUCUAGGCCUAAAAGACAGACAAUGGGGUUGACGCACUCUUCUCUUGAUAGGAAAGAGGAUGAAAAAAUUGAACCAGUUAGUAGAGAACGAAAAGAAAAACAAGAAAACGAUGGAAUAGGCGAACAGACGCAAAAUGGAUUAGAUACAUUAACAAAGGAUCAAGUAACAUUCGUAAAAGAAGAUACCCCUUCAGUUCACGAACAAACAGAAUCGAUUGGCGACGAAACAGAGGCGGAUGUGAUAAGUGUACGAAUCUCUCAUAAAGACAAUUCAACCUUUUAA